Panicum hallii is the source of this 1669-nucleotide messenger RNA. Its product is annotated as UPF0481 protein At3g47200-like. Lineage: Eukaryota; Viridiplantae; Streptophyta; Magnoliopsida; Poales; Poaceae. The transcript has a single exon. Bases 37 to 1536 code for a protein of 499 amino acids. The record is from RefSeq and is a predicted model, not a curated record.
CCUCGCAAGUCGAUCGCAACUCUAGUUUGCCUGGCCAUGUCACAGAGACGGGGCGAGGAGUCCGGCUGCUCUAGUAGGGUAUCCACUCCACUUUCUGCAGCACACGACGAAUCUCGUCCGAAAGCUUCAUGUCCGCCGCCUCCACCUUCAUCUCGUCGCCCGUCUUGGCCUCCACCUCCACCUAAACUUGAACCUCCACUUCCAUGUGCUGAAGUAGCCUUCCGUUACCCGUAUCACAUGCCAGUCGGAAGGAGAAGUGCCACGAUCCAGAGGGUGGAGGCAAGCCUGCCGGGCAUUACAGGCAAGGCCCGCCCUGCCGGCCUCGACGACGUCCGCGCUCCGUUGGUCGUCACCAUAGGUCCCUACUAUCGUGGUGCAUAUGGCCCGGACUGGUCCCGGCUCCAUUUGAUGGAGGAGGCCAAGCACGCCGCGCUGGAGGAGUUUGGCCGGGUGUCGAACCAACCGCGUGAGGCGCUUCAAGAAAAGAUCCUUUCAGUGGCCGCAUCUGCCCGCAAGUGCUACCGCGGCGACAGAAUGGUCAAUUCCUACUACGCCAAUUCUGUGGACGAGGGUGACCGUAACUUCGCAGAAAUGUUGUUGUUGGACGGCUGCUUCCUGCUGCAGUUCAUGGUGUCCAUGUGCCCCGACGACCCCAAGGCCCCGGCGGAGCUAGACCCGCUCAUGUCCAGGGCCGAGGUGCACAGCUGCAUCGACGCCAUCGCCAGGGACGUGAUGCUGUUCGAGAACCAGAUCCCCUGGCUGGUGCUCGAGGCUCUCAUGGAGUUGAGGCCGGGUGUGCCCGUCGACAGGUUCCUCACUCUCAUGGCCUCAGCCUUCCAGGCCGGCAACGAUGACUCAACUGAUCCGAAGGCCCAGCAUGAUCACGAUGAUCACCACCACAACAAGCCGCCGCAUCUCCUUGGCCUCUUCCAUCGCCGUCAGAUAGGCACGGCGCGUACCCAGAGCCUACUCGUCCCCAAGCUGUCUUCCCUCUCCACCACCGCCGUGGAGCUCGCGGAGAUGGGCGUCAAGCUGACCGCCGGCAAGACCAAGAAAUUCGGGGACAUGAGCAUGGCAAACCGGCAGUGGCGGGGCCUCGGCCUCUUCGGCGAGCUCUCCCUGGCGCCGGUGGUCCUCAACGACCUGACCGCGUGCUGGCUCAUCAACAUGGCGGCGUACGAGGCGUGCGUGAGCGCGACGCAGGCCGACAACUUCGCCGUCAGCUCCUACAUCUCCGUCGUCGCGCUUCUGGUGAACCGGGAGGAGGACGUGCAGGAGCUGCGCGGCAAGGGCAUCAUCAACAGCGCCAUGAGCGACAUGGGGACGCUGGAGUUCUUCAAGUGGGCCGCUCCGCACCUGCGCGUCGGCCACCGCUACUACGAGGUCUUCCGAGGCCUCCAGGAGUAUAGGCAGAGGUGGGCGUGGAUGGCUGUCCACAGAUUCUUGUACAAAAACUACAAGACCAUCGGCGCCGUGCUCUCCAUCAUCGGGGUGCUUGCUGGCCUCUUCAAAACCAUCCUCUCGCUGAAGCAGUAGCACUAGCUAGCGGUAAAGGGAUCCCCGUGCAUGCCAGUAAUUUAUUAUUACACAAAGAAAAAAUGCUGAAUGUGUCACUCUAUAUACAUAUAUACAUAUAUAUAUAUAUAUAUCUUUUUUCGUUGCCUCGAUA